Messenger RNA from Acanthocheilonema viteae, 123 nucleotides. The record is from the annotation of a GenBank genome assembly. NCBI's taxonomy places the organism in Eukaryota, Metazoa, Nematoda, Chromadorea, Rhabditida, Onchocercidae.
AUGCAUUUUUUAUUUCUGUUCGUAAUACUCGGUGUUGCGACAUUUUCAACAGCUCUAAGACAACAGGCCGUUGCAGUCAAAGGUAAACUGCUCUGUGGUAAUGCAGCGGCACGAAACGUUCGC